Messenger RNA from Siniperca chuatsi (mandarin fish), 2828 nucleotides. Its product is annotated as Fc receptor-like protein 5. Gene Ontology annotation, biological process: cell surface receptor signaling pathway. The transcript has 10 exons. The record is from RefSeq and is a predicted model, not a curated record. The coding region runs from base 764 to 2485 and encodes 573 amino acids. Lineage: Eukaryota; Metazoa; Chordata; Actinopteri; Centrarchiformes; Sinipercidae. Gene Ontology annotation, molecular function: transmembrane signaling receptor activity.
UGGGCCAUCUUUCAUCAAUAAUGGAAAUGUUAUCUAAAUAAGGCAACAGAAAACACUUGUUUCUUCAACAAUUAUGUAGCUCUCUUCAGGUCAGACAGCAACAGAUUCUGUUUUUCUUUUAGUGAGGGAACAAAAUAACUGAAAAGGAGCCAGUAAUCAGAGUCCUGCAGCUGUUAAAAUAUAAUCAUCCACAGGGAAAUGUACAGGAAUGAAUGUUAACAUGAGAAACUACAGUGAAACUACAAACAGCCGUACUAAUAAACAAAGCUUUCACAGUGAGAUUGAGGCACAUAAGAUACAUGAACAGAAACUGUCAGUGUGGUAAAAUGCUGCUGCUGACAGUUAGGCCCUACUGCUGAUGGAUGGCUAACGUUAUAGCUUGAGUGGGAGGCUGCUGGACAGUCAUGGCUGCAGCAGAGCAGCAGCAGUAAACAUGACUGUUGUCUCCAACUACAUCUCAGCCCACAUCAUACAGCUGGUUAUUUACAGACAACACUUAGCCUAACGCUACCUGGUGAUUCAAAUAUGUGUAAAUGUCCGGAUAAGCAAUGUCUGGCCGCUGUUUUGGGACGGGGGAAGACUGAAGGAGCGUGACGGCUGACCGAUCCGAUCAGCCUUCAUUUAUCAUCACAGACGCGCAGGUUCAGGCAAGCUCACAACAUCAUUGUUAGAAAUGUCUGUAAAACAUAGGCUUGUCUAUUACUAAAGGAAUGUAUAGGCCACAAACCUGUCAAAACUGCAACCCAAACUGCGGAGUACCCGUAUGUGCCGGUCUGAUGUAUUACACGACAGCGAUGCGGUCAGGACCGAGGCGCCUGCGGGAGUAGGCUACACUGAGUGGGAGUAUGAAUGGACAACAACCAGCUCACACUUCCAAAACACAGUGAAUACGGGGUUAUCACUUCAGUUCAGUUCAAUUUGGGUUAUCAGUGCUACCGUUUACAGUGGUGGGAACUACAGGUGUCAGGGUAAACACAACAUGGGACUGUAUUCAACAGAAUGGAGUGAUCCGAUCACACUGACACUGUCGGCACACAGACCAAAGGCUGAACUGAGAGCUGAUGUCAGAGAUUUUCCAGCAGGGGGCAGUGUGACCCUGACCUGCUCUGUGAAGCCAUCAUCAUCUGGUUGGAAAUACUUCUGGUACAGAGGAGAGAAAACCUCUGAACCCCUGCCCACACAAGAUGCUGUCUUCCUCUCAGACGGACAAAUCAGAGUCUCACAGGGAGGACUCUACCGGUGCAGAGGAGGAAGAGGAGACCCAGUUUACUACACAGAGUACAGUUAUUCAAUCAGAAUCAACAAAAUGAUUCCCAACAGGGCCAUUGUGACCCUUCAACCCAUCUGGCCUCAGAUCUUCAGUGGUGAGACCUUCACUGUCAGAUGUGAGAUCGAGGGAGGAAGAGACACUAAAUGGACGUAUGAAUGGACACCAGCUAAAUUAAACACACCUCCAACAAACAGUGAAUACAGGAUCAGCAGAGCUACUGAGUCCCACAGUGGAGACUACAGGUGUAAGGGCAGAAGGGACUCAUAUUCCUCAACCAGGUGGAGUGAUGUCAUCACAGUGACAGUAUCAGACAAACCCCAGCCUGUCCUCACUGUGUCUCCAUCAUGGCUGAGUCCUGCAGACUCAGUGACUCUGAACUGCAGUGUUAAAGAUCCCUCUGCAGGAUGGACGUUCUACUGGUAUAAGGCUGUUCCCAAACUAGCAGACAACUCCUACAGCGAUGAGCUGCUACCUGGCAACAGCAGUGGGACUGAACAGGAUUCCUACAUUGUUCAUGGACAGACACACACAGCAGGAUAUAAGUGCAGAGCUGCAAGAGGAGCUCCAGUGUAUUACACUCAGUACAGUGAACCAAAGUUCGUCUGGUCUGGAGAUGGAGAUAUUAUCCUGGUGAGCCCUGUCCGUCCUGUGACUGAGGGAGAUUCUGUUAGUCUUAGCUGCAAGUUGAGGACGGAAGAAUUAGUUUCAGAUGUGUUUUUCUAUCGAAAUGGCGAACUCAUUCAAAAUGAUACCAGAAGGGAGCUAAACAUCUCUGCAGUGUCGAAGUCAGAUGAGGGCUUCUACAAGUGUCAACACUCAGGAAAAACGUCACCACAGAGUUGGAUGUCAGUUAAGGCAGUGACCAGGCCUGAAAGCUCUUCAUUUCCUGUGCCGUUUAUUGUUGGGCUGGUUUGUGGAAUCGUUCUUAUUAUUCUUCUGCUCCUUUUGUAUCGCUGUAGACAGUCCAAAGGCCAAUCCAGUCUGACAGCACCAAUCGGGGCUCCGCCACAAAUCACGUGGUCAACCAGAAUGAGGCUGAACGUGCUGAAUACUCCACUCUUCUUCAUGGUGAUACUUGUCUCUAUGAAACAAUCAAAGGCUCUGAAGACACUGAAAACGAUGAUACUUGUCUCUAUGAAACAAUCAAAGGCUCUGAAGACACUGAAAACGAGAAGCAUCAUGAACCAGAGGAGAGCUCUGUUUACUCUGAUGUGAAGAUGGGAACUGCAGCUACAGUCAGUUACAACAGUCAUGCUCAAAGUUUGGAUUGAAAUGUGUCAUGUCAUUACACAGUUUAAGGUCUGUUUCUAAGUUUGUCAGUUUCAUAUGCAGCAGGCCUAUGUGUUAUUGUAUGUUGUGUGUCAUUUGUUUCCAAUACGUUUCCAUCUCACAGACAUGGCUCAAAACUGAAUGGUUUUACUCUCUGGUCAUGCUGUUGCAGAUUAUGAAAUAGACUGUAUGUGGAAAUUCCCUCUCCACCUUCUCCAUUUUGUCUUACACGCUACUGUACAGUCAGAAAAAACACAAGGGCAUCAGAUUAUUUUUUUUAAAUUUUUUU